Lotus japonicus is the source of this 2046-nucleotide messenger RNA. Its product is annotated as protein DETOXIFICATION 43-like. The transcript has 12 exons. Gene Ontology annotation, cellular component: membrane. Lineage: Eukaryota; Viridiplantae; Streptophyta; Magnoliopsida; Fabales; Fabaceae. Gene Ontology annotation, molecular function: antiporter activity; citrate transmembrane transporter activity; xenobiotic transmembrane transporter activity. Bases 120 to 1736 code for a protein of 538 amino acids. The record is from RefSeq and is a predicted model, not a curated record. Gene Ontology annotation, biological process: transmembrane transport.
UCAUAUAUAUGUUUCUUCUUUAACUAUUUAACCUCAAGCUCGAAAAAAAUUAUUGAGAACUAUCUACCAUUGCACCAUCCUUUAUUUGAUUUGAGUUCUUACAUAAGAUUUAGGAUAUCAUGAACGAUAAAAGUUGCUCAAAUAAUGCUACCAAGAGCAAGUAUAAAAUACCACUCUCAAUUUUCUUCAAAGAUGCAAGACUUGUUUUCAAGUUCGAUUCCCUUGCAAAGGAGAUACUAGGGAUUGCAUUCCCCUCUGCCCUGGCUAUAGCUGCUGAUCCUAUUGCUUCUCUGAUAGAAACAGCAUUCAUAGGCCACUUAGGGCCGGUGCAGCUUGCUGCUGCUGGAGUUGCCAUUGCUUUGUUUAACCAAGCAUCAAAAGUUACCAUAUUCCCUCUAGUUAGUAUCACAACUUCCUUUGUGGCCGAGGAAGAUACCCUUGAAAAAAACAAUACCACAGCAAUGGAAAAGAAACCAAUUGAGAAUAUCAUGGACAAGUCAAAAGAUGUAGCUUUACCUCAAGAUAUAGAAGAAUAUGCAUCCGAAGAGAAGAAUGAGACUCCAACGCAAGUUUUGGCUGCAAGUGUUGAGCUCAUCGAAAAAAGUACUGAACAUGAAACAAAUAAUGGAGAUGGUACCAAUACAAGUAAUUCAAACUCAGGAAGGAAGAAGCGACACAUAUCUUCAGCAUCAACAGCACUGCUUUUUGGCUUAAUCCUUGGCCUUAUCCAAGCUGCAACCCUUCUAUUUGCAGCAAAACCUCUACUACGUGUAAUGGGUCUAAAAUCUAAUUCUCCAACACUCAUCCCAGCAGAGAAAUACUUGAAAUUGAGAUCCUUAGGCGCUCCUCCAAUGCUUCUCUCCUUGGCCAUGCAAGGAAUAUUUCGAGGUUUCAAGGAUACAACAACUCCUUUAUAUGUCAUUGUUUUGGGGUAUUCAGUGAAAAUUGCUUUGGACCCUGUACUUAUUUAUGCCUUUAAAUGGGGCCUCAAUGGUGCAGCCAUUUCACAUGUGUUUUCCCAGUACAUGAUGGCAUUGGUCCUCUUGUUGAUAUUGCUGACAAAAGUAGUUCUCAUGCCUCCAAGCAUCAAGGAUUUGCAGUUUUCCAGGUUUCUUAAAAAUGGAGGUAUGCUAUUCGCCAAAGUAGUAGCAGUAACAUUUUGUGUGACCCUGGCAGCCUCAUUAGCUUCAAGGUUAGGCUCAAUUCAAAUGGCUGCAUUCCAAACCUGCCUGCAAGUUUGGUUGACAUCGUCCCUUUUAUCUGAUGGUUUGGCUAUUGCCGUACAGGCAAUUCUAGCCUCUUCCUUUGCUGAGAAAGACUAUGAUAAGGUUGUUGCUGCUACAACACGCACGUUACAGAUGACUCUUGUUCUAGGGUUAGGGCUUUCUCUUGUUGGAAGUUGUUUGUACUUUGGAGCUGGAAUGUUUUCCGAAAGUGGUCCUGUUGUGCACUUAAUCAGAAUAGCCGUCCCGUUUGUUGCUGCUACACAACCCAUCAAUGCAUUAGCCUUCGUCUUCGAUGGUGUGAACUAUGGAGCCUCUGAUUUUGCAUACUCUGCAUACUCAAUGGUGAUGGUCUCAUUUGCAACUAUUGCUUCAUUGUUCCUUCUUUAUAAAAGCAACGGUUUCAUUGGGAUCUGGAUUGCACUAACCAUUUAUAUGACUCUUCGCAUGUUUGCUGGUUUAUUCAGGAUGGGAACAUGUUCAGGACCUUGGCGUUUUCUUAGGGGCUACUGACCGUCUUAAUGACAAGGAGGACAGUAAAUUUCAUUGUAGACCAACACAUGUCCAUACUACAUUUCAUAAUUAAUUUUAAGACUCUUGUCACCUCCUACAGUAAAUUCAUUGUAGACCAACAUAUGUAAUUCCAACCGUCAUUUUGAUGCUUUCCCAAAUACACUUUUACUCAUGCCAUUGAUAUGGUUAAAAGUACAGCAAUCACAUUUCUCUCCCUUUGAUGUAUCCUUGUUGGGGUGUUUUAGACGUGGUAAUUGAAAACAAAACGCUCAAAAAUAUGUUGUAUAUUUUUUUUGAGAAAGUCAGGAAU